CGCCGCUGCAGCCGCUGCCCGCGGCCUCGCCGGGCAGGAUGAAUGUGAUAGACCACGUGCGAGACAUGGCGGCCGCUGGACUGCACUCUAACGUGCGGCUCCUCAGCAGCUUGUUACUUACAAUGAGUAAUAACAACCCGGGGUAUAUUUUCUUUGUUUUCUAGUGAGUUAUUCUCCCCAUCUCAGAAGUACCAGCUUUUGGUGUAUCAUGCAGAUUCUCUCUUUCAUGAUAAGGAAUAUCGGAAUGCUGUGAGUAAGUAUACCAUGGCAUUACAGCAGAAGAAAGCCCUGAGUAAAACUUCAAAAGUGAGACCUUCAACUGGUAAUUCUGCAUCUACUCCACAAAGUCAGUGUCUUCCAUCUGAAAUUGAAGUGAAAUACAAAAUGGCUGAAUGUUACACAAUGCUAAAACAAGAUAAAGAUGCCAUUGCUAUACUUGAUGGGAUCCCUUCAAGACAAAGGACUCCCAAAGGAGUUAACUGGCUUCUCAGUCUGUGUAAAGGACAAGGAAAUAAACAUGAUGCUGGCAAACCUGUACAAGAAGGCUGGUCAGGAGCGCCCUUCAGUCACCAGUUAUAAGGAAGUGCUGAGGCAGUGCCCAUUAGCCCUCGAUGCCAUACUAGGUUUGCUUUCCCUUUCUGUAAAAGGCGCAGAGGUGGCAUCGAUGACAAUGAACGUGAUCCAGACUGUGCCUAACUUGGAUUGGCUCUCUGUGUGGAUCAAAGCAUAUGCUUUUGUGCAUACUGGUGACAACUCGAGAGCAAUCAAUACCAUCUGUUCACUAGAGAAAAAGUCCUUAUUGCGUGAUAACGUGGACCUGCUGGGAAGCUUAGCAGAUCUGUACUUCAGAGCUGGAGACAAUAAAAACUCUGUCCUCAAGUUUGAACAGGCGCAGAUGUUGGAUCCUUAUUUGAUAAAAGGAAUGGAUGUAUAUGGCUACCUCCUGGCAAGAGAAGGGCGACUAGAGGACGUGGAGAACCUUGGCUGCCGCCUUUUCAAUAUUUCUGAUCAGCAUGCAGAGCCCUGGGUGGUCUCUGGGUGUCAUAGCUUUUAUAGCAAACGCUACUCUCGGGCCCUCUAUUUAGGGGCAAAGGCCAUUCAGCUGAACAGUAAUAGUGUUCAAGCUUUGCUACUUAAGGGAGCAGCACUUAGAAACAUGGGCAGAGUCCAAGAAGCAAUAAUCCACUUUCGGGAGGCUAUACGGCUUGCACCUUGUCGCUUAGAUUGUUACGAAGGUCUCAUUGAAUGUUACUUGGCUUCCAACAGCAUUCGCGAAGCAAUGGUAAUGGCUAACAACGUUUACAAAACUCUGGGAGCAAAUGCACAGACCCUUACCCUUUUAGCCACUGUUUGUCUUGAAGACCCAGUAACACAGGAGAAAGCCAAAACUUUAUUAGAUAAAGCCCUGACCCAAAGGCCGGAUUACAUUAAGGCUGUGGUGAAAAAAGCAGAACUACUUAGCAGAGAACAGAAAUAUGAAGAUGGAAUUGCUUUGCUGAGGAACGCACUAGCUAAUCAGAGUGACUGUGUCCUGCAUCGGAUCCUAGGAGAUUUCCUUGUAGCUGUCAAUGAGUAUCAGGAGGCAAUGGACCAAUAUAGUAUAGCACUAAGUUUGGACCCCAAUGACCAGAAGUCUCUAGAGGGGAUGCAGAAGAUGGAGAAGGAGGAGAGUCCCACGGAUGCCACUCAGGAGGAGGAUGUGGACGACAUGGAAGGGAGUGGGGAAGAAGGGGACCUGGAGGGCAGCGACAGUGAGGCGGCCCAGUGGGCUGACCAGGAGCAGUGGUUCGGCAUGCAGUGAGGCAGGCGGCAGCUCUCUGGCCACACUGGCCUGCCCUGCUCUGAGCACUUCCGUGGACUGAAGGAGCCCGGAGGAGCCCGCUCUCUGGGAGGACAAUGAUUCCGCAUGUAAUUGCAGCAGGGGUUUCUACCCCUUGCUCCAUAUUUCUAGUAGUGAAUUCAUUUUUAAAAACUGAGCCUGACCGACCUUCCAUAUAUCUCUGUCCUCCCCUGCUCCAGUCAGGGAGGAUCGAGGGAGCUCUCUGGGAGGCCUGCAGAUGUGCCAGGGCUUCUGGGACAGAGUGCUUUUUAUAUAACUAAUUUCUAAAUCUGAAAGCUUGAGGAAUAGACAGAGUUUUGUCUGUGACAUUGUGGGUGAGUUAUAAGAGUGACCUAUCACCCAGAGCAAGAGUGUCCUUCCCCAUGUCAGACAGCAGCAUGGGCUGGCGCUUUCGGAGAGGGUUUCCUGUUCCGGAAAUCAUCAUCCUGAGCUGUCCAAACUUCCCCAGUAACCUUGCUUCCUUCUGCAAUGUUAGUAAUGCCUUAAGCUGACAGUUGCUAUUUUGCAGAACAAUUUUCCUAUUUGCUAAUCUGGUAACUUGCCUAUGAGCCUGGGCCGGAUCUGAGAAAGGGGUGUGACCUAGAGCAUGAACAGAGGCACACCUGGGGUAAUUAACUAAUAAAACUGUUUUUUGUACAGUAA
Mustela lutreola (European mink) is the source of this 2482-nucleotide messenger RNA. RefSeq names its product anaphase promoting complex subunit 7 (gene ANAPC7). The coding region runs from base 422 to 1801 and encodes 459 amino acids. The record is from RefSeq and is a predicted model, not a curated record. NCBI's taxonomy places the organism in Eukaryota, Metazoa, Chordata, Mammalia, Carnivora, Mustelidae. The transcript has 12 exons. Gene Ontology annotation, molecular function: protein binding. Gene Ontology annotation, biological process: cell division.